Molecule: messenger RNA, 591 nt
Organism: Effrenium voratum
Lineage: Eukaryota; Dinophyceae; Suessiales; Symbiodiniaceae
Source: the annotation of a GenBank genome assembly
AUGCCAGGUUCCCCUUUCGAAAUGGUCAACUGUGGACCCGGUGGGCCCAAGGCUUCCCACUGUACCAAGGUGAAGCCCACGCUUUAUCACAACUGCGUGCGGAACGUUACUAUCCGCCAUGCCUACAUGUUCCACACCUUCAAAGGAAUCUAUAUGAAGUCGCAGAACACUCCUGAGCCAAACGCGAGCGGAGAGAUCACAAACAUCCUCUACGAGGACAUUACGAUGGACGAGCCAUCGCAGGUGCCAAUUUGGAUUGGCCCAGCUCAAGAGGCCGACUCUUACAAGGCCUGCUCUUUGCUGUGGCCAGUGGUGCCCUUCGCCCACUGCCCACCGCCCAGCCUGGCGAUGCUCUGGGAGAACAUCACGCUGCGCAGGGUGAAGAUCUUGAACCCGAAGCAAAGCCCUGGCGUCAUCUUGGGCAAUCCAGCACGGCCGAUGCGAAACAUCGUCUUCGAGCAGGUGACGGUGGUGAAUCCUGGGCGUUCACCUUGGGGGCCGUCAUACUACAAGUGCGAAGGAGCGGAUGGCAUCGCCUUGAACUCCCAUCCGCAGCCUCCGUGCUUUCACGGGGGGUUUCUCUUCGCUUGA